AUAGAGGACAGUUGACAAACGCGUACUGCCCAAAUGCAAAACUGAAGCUUUAGACGCAGACUACAGACACCAACCCCUUCACGAUGCUGCACUGUUGAGAUUUGAAUCUGUGAACUAUUUAAGAUGGGAGCCGUAUAUUUAUCACACUUCUGACAAUGAACAGAUAAAGUAAAGGAUUCCUACUCUUUUCUGCAAGGAACAAUUCUAAAGAGGGAUACAAACACACUUCAGACCACAAUGUACACGAAUGUCUCUCUAAACUCCACGGCUGUGCCUGAUGAGUUCCACAAUGUUCUUCUGGGCAUCUACAGCUGUGUUUUCAUCAGUGGGUUGAUAUGUUUCAUCUUGACCGUGCAAGUUUUGAAGCCUUCUACCACCUCCCUCACCUCCAUCGCUGUCUUUAACCUCAUAUUUACACAUUUCGUCUUCCUCCUUACGGUUCCCUUCAGGAUCUACUACUACUACACUCAUCAAUGGAAGCUGGGCCUAGACUGGUGCAAAGUGAUCAGCAGCAUGAUUCACGUUCAUAUGUACAUGUCAUUUAUUUUCUAUGUUAUCAUCUUAAUCUCACGACUCUUGAGUUUCUACAACAAAGCAGAGAAUAUGCCUUCAAUUCGGAGGCUGCAUGGUCUCUUGGUCAGUGCUGCCGUAUGGAUAAUAGUGUUGGUUAGUGCCCCUUGUGUAGUAUCUUCAUUCUAUGGUACGAAAGCACAAGGUAAAAAAGGCAAUGAAACAUGUUUCACCUUUGGGGAAGAUAUUGAACCAACUACAGCCAAAGUAUUUAACUAUAUUGUUAGCACAUUUAUUAUAGUGGCUACCACUGUGCUAACUGUCCUGCAAGCAAAGGUCUUACUGGAUUUGUACAAGAAGGUUGGAGAUAAGUGCACAUUGCAGCAAGAGUUUGGUGCUCAGCUGAAAAGUUUGUGUUUUGCCCUCAUCAUGGUGGCUUCCUUCAUCCCCUACCAUAUUUUCAGACUAUACUACAUAGAGCAUCUCAAUCUGGAGAACGUCAAUGAAGUGUUCCUGAGCCUCACGACUUUCAACUGUUUGGACGCACUCACCUUCCUGGGGAGAAGAACAUGUUUUGGGUGCUAUUUCUGUAAAGGACUAAGCUAGUAGCUAACUAGCUGUUUUUUUGUUUGUGUUUUUUUGUUGUUGUUUUUUUUUUUUUUUUCAUGUGUAGCUUUACAGUCCCUUUAAAGCUACCAUUUAUAAUUACAUUGGUCAACCCAGCCCUAACACAUACCACUAGAUGCUAUGUAUGUGCCAGCUUUGGCCUGGCAGAAGAAGCCCAGAGAGGGCCAAGUGAGGGAAGGGGGUCUAAAUAGAUUUAAAUAGACUUACAGGUGGUAGCUUUGAAGGUCCUAUAUUAACAUUGACCCUUGUGAGCUUUGAACCAUGUUAGAAUGAAGUUUCUUCAUCAAAAACAUACCUGGAGUUGUGUUCGUUUCAUUCACGCAUAUUUGAGUAACUAUUAUUUGUCUGUCUACAUCUCCACAGCUUAUAAUGCUCUGUUCCACCUUGUGAUGUCAUGUGGUGGUACUUUUCAAGUUAACAGCCAUUUGGCUUUUGUUUAGUAGAGACUGGCAAUUCCAGGGCUGAAAUUAUUCAAAUGAUUUUUAGUGAAGGUGUAUGGAGUUAAAGUAAAAACACAGUGGAGCACUUCCUGUAUUGCCACAUGACAUCACAAGGUGGAAGUGUUUUCUGUUUGAGAAAAGAACUCUUAAACAUGCAGGGUUUGUGUGAAAAACAUGUGAAUGAAACAAAACACAACUCUGGGUAUGUUUUUUAUGAGGAAACAAUAUUAUAACAUAGACAUAACAUAGACUGGUUCUCUUCACAUGACGAUCAAAUAGGAGGAGUGGGUCAGAAAAAGUGUUGAGUUGGUGAUAGUAAGAGAGGUUGGCAUGACUAUGAAAUGUACUUUGAAUGUCUGUGCACCUAUAAUACUGCAAAUAUAAUUCAUUCCUAUGUUCUGAUUAUUAAAUAAAUGUAUUGAUAUAUUAUUA
This is a messenger RNA of Boleophthalmus pectinirostris (great blue-spotted mudskipper), 2009 nucleotides long. It is a transcript of the gene gpr141, whose product is annotated as probable G-protein coupled receptor 141. The transcript has 2 exons. Gene Ontology annotation, molecular function: oxysterol binding; G protein-coupled receptor activity. The record is from RefSeq and is a predicted model, not a curated record. Lineage: Eukaryota; Metazoa; Chordata; Actinopteri; Gobiiformes; Gobiidae. Gene Ontology annotation, biological process: G protein-coupled receptor signaling pathway. Gene Ontology annotation, cellular component: membrane. The coding region runs from base 238 to 1116 and encodes 292 amino acids.